AUCUAUUAAAAGCCCGUAUCAAAGGUAUGUUCCAGAUUCUAUUAAUAGCAUUAUUACAAUACUGAAAGGUAAGACGGGAUUUCACGACAGUUUCGGUUGUACAAGUGAACAGGUAGAUCUGUACAAAGAAAGUGAAGACGUCCAACAUGGCAUCAACCACGGAAUGCUAUUUGUUGAUUCUUUGGUUAUGUCUGGCAUUUUGUGCGGGUCAAGAUACUGCCUCGACGACUGAAACUGCCCCCACCCCAGAAAUGUCCCCUCCCGACCUCCUGCUGCCCAUCGUCGUCCCUGUGGCGGUGACAGUGCUGUGUACAGUCAUCAUUAUUGUCGUCAUCAUCAUCUACCUCCGUAAAUGUCAUCAUACAGGGGGAGACAGAGUCUCUGAUGCGGAGACAGGCAAAAAGACGGACAAAAAGACAGACAAACCCAGCCGUUUUGAGAUGGGACUCCUGAGCACGGCUUCCACAGAUCGAGAAGCAGAGUCUGUCCUGAAUGGAGCAAAAGAACAACUGAGAGAGAUUAAAAGUCUUGAGAAAAACCUGGCCCUUUCUGUAAAAGAAUUCAAGAGUCUGAUGUGGCAUGCCAACUCAGUUUUGAAGCUAAUAGAUGAGGGAAUUGAUGAAGAGAGUGAACCUAAAACCCUGAAAGAUGAACUGUUUGAAGAAGUGAACAAGAGAGUGGCUAAAGAUCCCAAUGAUAAACCAGACGAAGAAGAAGAGGAGUCAAAGAAAAGGAGGAUUGAAAGUGUCAGAGAAAAACAAAACAGACUGUUUACAGGUAUUUCUCUUUUUUUAAAAUUAGGCAAAAAAUAUAUCAAGGAAGCAAACCAGAAAGACAUAGAAAUCAGAAACUUCACGAAAGAUGCAAAGAAAGCUUUAACCCAAGUGAAGGACCGUGUUCGAGACAUGAGGAAGUCCACAGAUAAAAAGAAGGACGUGAAACACGGAAAACUGGGAACUGGAGAAGAGAAGAAGCCUUUACUGGAGAAAAAGUGAUUGAAAUGGAUCUUAGUUUCUGAACCAGCUUCGACCAUUGUGUUCCGUGCUAUUACUGACAUUUAAUGAAUCAACAAGCCAUUCAUAAUCAACAGUGUAAAUGAUUUCGGCUCAAAACUCUACAUAUUUGCUCUACUCUUAAUUUAUAUAGUUUAUUUAUUAAUAUGUGAUCCAUCUCACAGUUCAAUAGUACAAAGUUGAGUAGACCAAGGUGCUAGUAUGUUUGAAAAAUGUAGGAAUAUCUUUCCAGGAAGAUUGAAAUACAUGUGUGCUUUAUUUGCCUCGUUUUCACGUAGGCUCCCCACUCUCAAAGUACUGAAGUAUUCAGUAAAUGUAACCCGAAACUAAUCAGAAAUCAAAAUAAUACAUGUAUUUAAUUAGGACUUUGCUGAGGGGAAAUUAAAGAUAAAAAAGCAUUGCUAGUCUUGUUACACAUCGAUGAACAAUAGAUGAAACACACACACACACACACACACACCCUCACACACACACACACACCCUCACACACACACACACACACACACACACACACACACACACACACACACACCCUCACACACACACACACACACACACAACCUAGCCAUUAUUUGAUGUGAAAUAAAAAUAACUUUUUAUAAUAUUCUUGCGUUUCCAUGAUUAUACGUUAUAUGUGUCAUUUUGAAUUUUCGCAAAUAAUCCAAUGUACAUGUCGUACUAUGCUUUUCUACAUGUAUUUAUCAUUGCACAGCGUAUGUCUAGCAGUGAGGAACUGCACUUUGAUGUGAAUAUAUGUAUAUGUAUUGAAAAGACCAUAAUCGUUGGCAUUUGUGUUAUGUUUGAAGGUUGCGUCUUCAAAAAUCGCAGUAUCUUGGUUGCAAGAAAAUGUAUUGAAGAGGUUGUAUUUUUAAAGCUUUUUGAAAUAAUUGCCUUUCAUUGUAUAUGCUAUACAUGUAUAUAUAUAGUUUUUAAAUUAAUAAAGAAUUAUGACUGCUUGG
Saccostrea cuccullata (small rock oyster) is the source of this 1972-nucleotide messenger RNA. RefSeq lists its product as uncharacterized. NCBI's taxonomy places the organism in Eukaryota, Metazoa, Mollusca, Bivalvia, Ostreida, Ostreidae. The coding region runs from base 147 to 995 and encodes 282 amino acids. The record is from RefSeq and is a predicted model, not a curated record. The transcript is spliced from 14 exons.